Messenger RNA from Daphnia pulex (common water flea), 619 nucleotides. RefSeq lists its product as uncharacterized. The coding region runs from base 1 to 438 and encodes 145 amino acids. The transcript is spliced from 5 exons. The record is from RefSeq and is a predicted model, not a curated record. Lineage: Eukaryota; Metazoa; Arthropoda; Branchiopoda; Diplostraca; Daphniidae.
AUGGAUCCCAUUAACGCCGUCGCCGCCCGGUGGAAAAGAAAAUCAAAUGUUUUCCACAUACCACAUGCAAAUGGAUGCCUUUUGCGAGAGUGCGGCGAAGAAGAAGAUGGGCACGGAAUUGAGAUUUUCUGUCAUAUAAAUCAGCGCGAGACGGCCCGAGUGUCGAUGAACAUGUCCGACUGUCAACAGCCGCUGAAAUCUUCCGUACCGGUCAAUAGAGAAAACGUUGGACCCUGUGACAACUUUCAAUCUUCUACAUCAAGUUGCCAGUUUUUGGUGUCACACAAACGGGACAAACAAAUCGCUCAGGUGCUGAUUAAAAAGUUGACUUGUCAUUUGCAUCGCCAACUUUGCGGAACAUGGGAGACGAAGGGAUGCUCAAGAAAUCGAGAGUUGACGAUUGCCCGCAACUUUAACAAUCCGACGGAUGUCGGAUAAGGCUGCUGUUUCUGAUGCAGGAGUCGGGAUGCGGCAACCCCUCUUGUUCUGACACAGUCCCGAAGGACAGUCGCCCGAAAGCGAAGGGGAUCAGAAAGAAACGGUGAUAAAAGAAGAAGAAGAAGAAGAAGAAGACUGAAAUCAUUUCCAACGAGUCGCUCUUAAAAAAAAAAAAAAAACC